Messenger RNA from Polychytrium aggregatum, 2781 nucleotides. RefSeq lists its product as uncharacterized. Lineage: Eukaryota; Fungi; Chytridiomycota; Chytridiomycetes; Polychytriales. Gene Ontology annotation, molecular function: monoatomic ion channel activity. The coding region runs from base 1 to 2568 and encodes 855 amino acids. The record is from RefSeq and is a predicted model, not a curated record. The transcript is spliced from 9 exons. Gene Ontology annotation, biological process: monoatomic ion transport; transmembrane transport. Gene Ontology annotation, cellular component: membrane.
AUGGGAUACGCGAAUCUCACCCACACCGAGAUCCUCGGGCGCAUGCGCUUCCUGGAAGAAAGGGUUGCCACGACCUUCAAGGAGAUCCAGGAAGAUCUCAAGGAGCUCCUCUUCGACUACAGCCGGCUUGUGAAUGAGGAAACACCCGAAGGCAGCGUGAGCAGCAGCCUCGAGUCGUUACCGCCGAACCCACAAGCGAUCAUCAAGAACAAGCAGCUCACAGAAUCCCCUGCCAAAUCAGUGGGAAAUCUAAGUAUCCCAGGCCAUGUACCCAAAGGGUUGAUGGUCGAAAGCGAAGGACGGUCCGUACGGCCGCGAUUCGUUAUUCCAGAAGGCUCCGAAAGCUCUAUUCGGCAGGCGAGUCCUGAGGAACACCCCAUUCUCAAGGCAAUCCACACGCCGCACCCAAUUGACUUGGAGAGAGGCGUUAUGCCGAUACCUGCGUUUCGCAUCGACGGCCUCAAGAGCUCUGGGGCAAACGGAAUGGGUAGCCAGCACAGCGUGGCGUCCACCGCCAGCCGCAAAAAUCGUGCCGAUGAGCUCAGCAGCAUGUCGAGCAGCUCGCUUGCCUAUGAGCCGCCGGUGAUGUCGAACAUGGGGUUUUCACGGCGCGGAACCGGCAUGCGAGCCUCGAUCGUCCACAGCCUGUUUUUAGCCCCGGUUAUCAAUGACGUAACAACUCUGACGGCUGGGAAUGGAAACUAUAAUGCGCAGCCGCAAGCCAGCUCCGGGGUGUCGAUUGCAAGUGCCGCUCAGUCGGUCAGCAACAUUUACGAGGAGAUCAAUCGAAACGCCGAGUCGCAGCGAGUGCUGGAGCGAGAUGCUCAUCACUCACGAUCCGUGCGAAGCAGCAGACAUGGAACAAUCGACCGGAAAUCGAUCACAAGCGCCAAAGCGGAGAAAUCAAAAGGGCUGCAGACUCCUCGAAUCUCGUCAUCCCAAGUGGACUCAAGACUUUCAAAGGUCAGCUCGAUCGACGGCGGAUUCAAGGCCUGGGCGAACAGGCUCAAAGACCGACUCGAUCACAUCUUUGUCAAGGACCAAGACGACCGAGAGUUUGUUGGAAUCGGAGACGACACCCAUGCCGAUGCUGGAAUCGUUCUGCAUCCACUCUCGGUCUUCAAGCGGAUGUGGAAUGCCAUGGAAAGCACGGUCCUGACGCUGCUGAUGAUUUUACUGCCGUUGUGCCUGGGAUACCAAGAGAUGGCGGCAUAUCUUCGACCCUUCAUGGCCUUCACAACAGUGUUUUUCCUCAUCGGAAUCUUCAUCCACAUUCGAACGGGAUACCUCAGCGGCGGGCGCGUCAUCGUCAGCCGGACCAAGAUCCUGCGAAAGUACAUUCGGACAUGGCUCGCCUUUGACUUUGUCACCAUCUUCCCAUAUGUCUUUGUCGUCGACGGAUUAUACCCCACAUCCGACCCCUCCGCACCUGGGCAGCCGACUAGCCCGAACUUGAUGCUGGCGCGCCUUGUGUGCCUCUUGAAUGCCGCUCAGUGCUUCAAGUUUAUACUGACUCCUGACGACCACAAAACCACGUUCGCCUCGAUCGGAAAGUACCUGCGCGUCAACUACAACAUCAAUUCCAACUUUUUUGAAUCGCUGCGGGUCAUAAUUGCCAUGGCGAUCUACUGGCACUGGUCAAGUUGCAUCCGCAACUUUGUGAAUCUGCAAGAUUCGACCAUAUCUGGGACAUUCUUUGAGCGAUACACAUUCGGAUUCUACUGCAGCGUCGCCGAGAUGCUGUCGGCCGGAUUCGGAGCGCUUCCUCCAGGGACGCCAAGCGAGCGAUGGGUGACCAUCUUCAACAUGAUCUCGAGCUCGAUUCUGCUCGCUGUUCUCGUCGGAAACAUAAGCUCGGUCAUGAUUGGACUGGACAGCUCGGGUCGCAAGUUUCGGGAGAGAAUCGACGAAGUGAAUCAGUACGCGGCAUACAAGGGCCUCGAUCCAAGUGCAAAGCAGCGGGUGCUCGAGUACUACGAGUUCAAAUAUACCAACGGCAAGUUCUUUGACGAAAACACGAUUUUGUCGGAUCUGAAUGCCUCGAUUCGAAAGUCCAUCUGCCUCCACAACUCACGGCAGCUGAUUGUCAACUUUGCCUUUUUCCGGGAUGCCGACGAGACCUUCAUCAACUCGGUGGUGACCGCCUUGAGGAUCAACCACUUCCUGCCAGGAGACUACGUGAUCGAGGUCGGCACUAUUGGGGAAGAAAUGUACUUUAUCGCCGUGGGCUUUCUCGACGUCAUUACGGAGGGAAUAGUCCGGGCGCGACUAUCGCCUGGACAAAUGUUCGGAGAGAUUGCACUGCUCAAAGGCAUGAUGCGAAGGACUGCCUCGAUACGAGCUGUUACCCCAUGCGUCCUCUACAGCCUCAGCAAGUCCGACUUUGACGUCAUCCUACAGCACCACCCGACCCAGGCCGAAGUCAUCCGCAAGAUUGCCGAAGAGAGACUCGAGAACUCCAAAGCCGUCGCCGAAAUGGAGGAAAAGAAGCGGCGGGAUGCCGCAGAGCAACUGUCCGAGUCCGAACUUAGCAGCUCGCGGACGUCACAGAUCUAUGAAUCGGAGUGAAGCCGGGCCCAGAGAGGAGAUAUGGCUUUGGCGGGAUGGCUGACCGAGACCAGCGCCGUGUGUAGCUAAUUGCGGCGACCGACUCGACUGGUCUUUCGCUGGUCGGACUCUACCUUGGCUCUGGUAUUUCGGAGCCUCAGACGUGCCCUCGGCAAUAGAAGGAAUGUGGGCCAUUUUGAUGCUCUCGGGAACAGGAGCUGUAUGUACAACUGA